This is a messenger RNA of Periophthalmus magnuspinnatus, 509 nucleotides long. RefSeq names its product small integral membrane protein 30-like. Lineage: Eukaryota; Metazoa; Chordata; Actinopteri; Gobiiformes; Gobiidae. Bases 60 to 248 code for a protein of 62 amino acids. The transcript has a single exon. The record is from RefSeq and is a predicted model, not a curated record.
UGACAUGACGCAGCCUACGCUUCUUCCCUAAAGUGCACAGCAACAGCAGAAAAUUCAACAUGGCACCUAAACUUCAACUCCCCAGCGCAGCACUAAGUCUUUGGCUCUUCCUCGUGUGCUUUAUCCCCGCUGUGGAGGCUUACGACGCGGGAGACGCCAUCGCUAUCCUGCUCGGGUCUGUGCUGACCGGGGUGGGCUUCUGCGCCUGUCUGGGCUGGUAUGCGCGGAAGAGGAACGAGCAGCUGUGAUGAAGAUUUCAGGAUUGCAGCCAUCUGUUACCUGCACAUCUCACCGAGAGCUCUUUAUAAGACACGGGCUCAAAUGUGUGUCAAGCAGAAGCUGAUAUCAACUGUGCCUUAGGACGCAGCGGGCGUAAAAACGAUCACGUGGACACACUUUCAGGAUAUCCAGGAAGUGCGAAAUUGAGAACUGACGGAGCACUGCUGAGAUUGACCAAAUCCAGUCUAAUUCUGCUUACUGACUGCUCUAUGUAUUCUAUGCAUUUUUGU